CUUCUACCUCCUUCUCUUCCAUUUUCCCUUUCCCAUAUUAAAUUCCCUUCCUCUCCUCUGCUUCUCUUUCCCACCAAACAUAUCCUUUUAUAGUUCGCGAAGAAGAAAAGUGACAAAUUUGCCAUGUCCUAGUAGUCUCUGGAGUGGAGAAAAUCACCACUCACGUAUGGCGACUUCCCCUUGUGCUCUUAUCACCAUGACCCAUUUAUCCAAACCCCAUUCCGCAACCAGUAAAACGAGUUCCUCCACGCCUUGCUUUCAAAAACUUCCAUCUUUCCACAAUGAAACACGAAAUCUCAUUUCAGUAAAUCUUACGGGGUGCUGCAAAAUUCCUGUUUUGGGCAGAACUUGCUGGAAUUGCAGAAAAAGUUUCAAUUUUUCAGCAAUGUCUUCUUCGUCCGGCAACUGGGUGGAGGUAGAGAUUGACCGAAUUCCCAACGGAUACCAAAAUGAGGAUGAACUGAUAGUAGUUAAUUUUUACAGAUUCGUGUUUGUAGAAAACCCUCGAGAGGAGGUUUCUAAACACCUCGCUUUCAUGCAGCUAGAGCUUUGCAUGGUUUGUGCUAUGAGUGAUCGUUAUUUCCAGUGUGUCAUUUUAAGGUUCAAGUUGAGUUCAUUGAAAGGGUUGUACUUGAUAGAAUUUAAGGGGCGGGAUAUACAUGGUCGUAUAUACCUGAAUGAGCAAGGGAUUAAUGCUCAGUACAGUGGGCUGUCUAAAGAUGCACUAGCAUAUGUUGAAUGGGUUAGGGAAGACGACAGGUUUUCUGACAUAUUGGUUCAGAUAUCUCCAGCUAUAAAUGGCCAUGCAUUUCCAAAAUUGAAGCUGCGUUAUAAGCCAUCACUCGUGCAGGCAAGCGAGAUUCUCAUUACUUCUCUUUAACUGUCUUACUAGUGCGCUUAUGAGUGGCAUUGCACGGGAGCUUAACAUAAAUAAAAUGACAAAACAUUAAAUUUAUUAAUCUGCUUGGGUUUUGAGGUUCUUAUGCUUUUCUGAUAUAAAGGCACAACAUUUUGCUAUGUGCUGAAGUAUACACAUCCAGCAUUGAACAUAUGAUGUAUGGCGAACUCUUUACUACAUACUUUGUUUGCAGUUGGAAGAGGGUACUUCACAUCUACCUUUGCUUGAUCUGUCAGGGAGAGCUACACCUCUUACACCGUCUGAAUGGAGGAACAGGCUGGAAGCAGUUAAUAGGACCGAUAACUCAUUGAGUAGAAAGAACACCAAGAUCAUUCUACUCGAUGUGAGAAAUGGUUAUGAAUGGGAUGUUGGUCAUUUCCAUGGGGCUCAACGUCCUAAUGUUGAUUGCUUCCGAAGCACUUCCAUUGGACUAUCUGAGACAGAGGUUGCUGCUUCAGAUCCUUUAGCGGCAAUUGAUAAAGAGAACACAGAUAUAUUGAUGUACUGUACAGGAGGAAUUCGCUGUGAUGUAUACUCAACAAUGCUUAGGCAGCACGGUUUCAAAAGACUGUAUACUUUAAAGGGAGGUGUCUCUCAUUACCUCGAAAAUGAAGGUUGUGCUGGAUGGAUUGGCAAUCUUUUUGUAUUUGAUUCCCGCCUUUCUCUACCACCAUCAACCUACAAUCCUGAAAUCAGUGCUGAGGCAACUGGAAAAGGGUCACAUUUGCUUCAGUCAUUUGCUAAAUGCUACAUAUGUGAGUCUCAAGUAUCUGAGUUGAGGCACCGAAAUUGCGCCAAUCUGGAUUGCAACUUGCUCUUUCUGUGCUGCUUGAAAUGUGUGGAUGGUUUGAGAGGGUGCUGCUGCAUUAAGUGCACAUGUGCAGCUCGGCUUAGACCUGUGCUGCAAGGGCACCAGAGAUAUGAGAAGUGGCAUAACUAUCGACAUCUCGAGUCGAAGUAAAUUCGGUGCCUUGAAUUUCUCUUUACACAUUUGCAGGAAGUAGUUUGUUUUUUUUUUUUACCUGUUCAAUGAUUUUGAGUUCAUGUACGGAUUGAAGUGAGGAACUUGUCCUGAGUUUUAUCAAAGUGUUGAGUAGCUCCCAGAAAGGUGUGUAUGUAAAUAAUCACAUUUGAAAAACAAUUCAUAGCAGGAAAGAAUCUUUGUUAAAAUUUUGAUUUUAGAAUAUGAAAAAUAGAGAGAAAAUCAUAUGUUAAAAUUGGC
Striga asiatica is the source of this 2120-nucleotide messenger RNA. Lineage: Eukaryota; Viridiplantae; Streptophyta; Magnoliopsida; Lamiales; Orobanchaceae. The record is from the annotation of a GenBank genome assembly.